AUGCACACUCCUCCGUGCCGUGGUGACCUGUGGGGCCUGUCCACCGUGGUGCUCUCCUUCCUGGACUGGCCCCUGCGCCGCGCGCUGCCCGGACUGGCCUGCCUCUCCCAGGCGCGCCCCUGCAAGCCCGGCAGCCACGCAUACGACGAGAAGAUUGCCGCGGAGAUCUGGGACGUGUCCGCCGAGUACGCGGGGCUGCCCAAGGCGCCCCAGAUCUGA
Molecule: messenger RNA, 219 nt
Organism: Monoraphidium neglectum
Lineage: Eukaryota; Viridiplantae; Chlorophyta; Chlorophyceae; Sphaeropleales; Selenastraceae
Exons: 2
Coding region: 1-219 (72 amino acids)
Source: RefSeq, a predicted model, not a curated record